AUGGCAACGCGAAUCGACAAAGAGGCUUGCAGAGAAGCAUACAAUCUGGUGCGAGACGACAGCUCAGAUAUAUGCUGGGCAUCUUUUAAGUAUGACGGCUCUACCAUCGUACCGGCUGGUCACGGGUCCGACUACGAAGAAUUCAAGAGUCAGUGCACAGUCUUCGGGUUCGUAAGGAUCACAACGGGUGAUGCCAUGAGCAAGCGCGCCAAAUUCACCCUCAUCACCUGGAUCGGCGAAAACAUCAGCGGACUGCAGAGAGCCAAGAUUAGCACUGACAAGACACUGGUAAAAGACAUCGUGCAGAACUUUGCCAAGGAGUUCAUGAUAAGUGAUCCCAGAGAGCUGGAGGAGGAAUAUCUCCUUGGCGAGCUGAAAAAACGUGGCGGGGCCAACUCACGCCAUGGGCCGAAUAGAACUUGGGGCGGGUUUUGGGGCAUUUUUGUAACUGUAGUUUUUGAAUGA
Messenger RNA from Puntigrus tetrazona (Sumatra barb), 465 nucleotides. RefSeq names its product coactosin-like protein. Lineage: Eukaryota; Metazoa; Chordata; Actinopteri; Cypriniformes; Cyprinidae. The record is from RefSeq and is a predicted model, not a curated record. Gene Ontology annotation, biological process: regulation of actin filament polymerization. Gene Ontology annotation, cellular component: plasma membrane; cortical actin cytoskeleton; site of polarized growth. The transcript has 5 exons. Bases 1 to 465 code for a protein of 154 amino acids. Gene Ontology annotation, molecular function: actin filament binding.